Ixodes scapularis (black-legged tick) is the source of this 1481-nucleotide messenger RNA. RefSeq names its product serine-threonine kinase receptor-associated protein (gene wmd). Gene Ontology annotation, cellular component: SMN complex. Lineage: Eukaryota; Metazoa; Arthropoda; Arachnida; Ixodida; Ixodidae. Gene Ontology annotation, molecular function: protein binding; RNA binding. Gene Ontology annotation, biological process: spliceosomal snRNP assembly. The transcript is spliced from 7 exons. The record is from RefSeq and is a predicted model, not a curated record. Bases 108 to 1151 code for a protein of 347 amino acids.
AGCGACCGUCCCGCCAUCUAGGGACGACCGGCGUCAGAGACGUCAGCGGCGUGCGUCGCUCGCCGGAAGCCGACUGCCAUCGACUCACUUCCGGUCGUAUUCGAAAAAUGGCUGGUCUGAGGCAAACGCCGCUGACUUGCUCCGGCCACACUCGACCCGUCGUAGACGUCUGUUUCUCCAAGUUAUCGCCGACGGGAUCUUACUACUCAAUAUCGGCCUGCAAAGAUGGCAAGCCUAUGCUCAGGCAGGGCGACACCGGGGACUGGAUCGGCACUUUUGUCGGUCACAAGGGGGCGGUGUGGGGCGUGGCACUCAACAAGGACGCUUCCAGGGCCGCCACCGGCGCCGCCGACUUCACUGCAAAGCUGUGGAAUGCCGUGGCUGGCGAAGAGCUGCACACCUUCACCCACCCCCACAUCGUGCGAUGCGUUGACUUCGAUGCCGAGGGCGUUAGGCUCUUGACCGGCAGCAAUGACAAGACAAUCAGGGUCUUCGACAUCAACAAAGAAGAUGCAGCUCCGACGAUGCUCAAGGGUCACACGUCUGCCAUCAAGAAAGUGCUGUUCCUUUUUGACGACAAGCGCAUUGUCUCGGCGUCGGAUGACAAGACUGUCCGGUUCUGGGACUAUGUGAGUGGCUCGGAAGUGGCAAAGCUGGAACUGUCGAGCGCGCCGAGCGACCUGGAGAUCACCGUUGACGGGAGCAUGCUGCUCGUCACCCACGGACACACCGUCAGCACCUGGAGCACGGAGACAUUCGAGAAGGUGAAGGAGUUCAAGGUGCCCAACCAGGUGAACUCUGCCUCCCUGCUCCCAGACAAGUCCGUCUUUGUGUGUGGUGGAGAAGACUUCAAGAUGUACAAGUUUGAAUACGAGACUGGAGCGGAACUGGAAUCGUUCAAGGGGCACUUUGGGCCGGUGCACUGCGUGCGCUUCUCGCCCGACGGCGAGCUCUACGCGAGCGGAAGCGAGGACGGGACACUGAGGCUCUGGCAGACAACAGUGGGCAAGACGUACGGCCUGUGGAAGUGCAUGCAGCCGUCGGAGGGGGCCGCCGGAGAGGCCUGCUCGAACCAGAUCAAUGCGACCAACGACAUUCCCUCGCCCCCUGAAGCCGCCGCCGUCAACGCCGCGGUGAAGGCGGAGGCGUGACCCUGAAACCCAAAACCAAAGCAACACGAAAACUACUCGGAAGGCAUCGUUCUCGGUCGUCUGCAACCCGAUUGGCAUCUGUCGUCAUCGCGGAAGCUCACAGUCUAUCGCGCUGCGACGCUUUGAAAUGCCUCUGGACGCCGAAGCGUCUCUCCCACCGCGAACGAGCCCGGACGGAAAAGGAUUUCUUGAAAGAAAGCACGACGACGGAAAAAAAAAGUCCGCUGGGUCGGAGAACGAAGGUUAUCUACUUCCUGGUUCCUUCGAAUUCAUUUCUUUCUUUCUAAGUAAUUAAAACGAGGGGGUUGAUCCGUUUCCUGCAGCGAGAAA